CCCGCAGGGCCAUGAGGAGGCGGCGGCAGCCACUGCGGCCCGCGUCAAGGUGACCGGCCGGGACUGCGGCGGCGAGAGCGGGGACUUCUCCAGACAGGUAAUGCCACCGACAGAGGCUGCCCUGAAGCUCCCUGCAGCCUGGAGACUAUGUACAAGAGGAAUGGUCUGAUGGCUAGCGUGUUGGUCACCUCUGCCACUCCACAGGGCAGCAGCAGCUCAGACUCUCUGGAGGGCCAGAGCUGCGACUAUGCCAGUAAGAGCUACGACGCUGUUGUCUUCGAUGUCUUGAAAGUGACUCCUGAGGAAUUUGCUAGCCAGAUCACGCUCAUGGACAUACCCGUGUUUAAAGCCAUCCAGCCGGAGGAGCUAGCCAGCUGUGGGUGGAGUAAGAAGGAGAAACACAGUCUCGCCCCCAACGUUGUCGCCUUUACCAGGAGGUUUAACCAGGUCAGUUUUUGGGUUGUACGAGAGAUUCUAACAGCACAGACUUUAAAAAUAAGGGCAGAAAUCCUGAGCCAUUUUGUGAAAAUAGCCAAGAAACUUCUCGAACUCAACAACCUUCAUUCUCUCAUGUCUGUGGUGUCAGCAUUGCAAAGUGCACCUAUCUUCAGGCUGACAAAAACCUGGGCUCUUUUGAAUAGAAAAGACAAGACCACCUUUGAGAAAUUGGACUACCUGAUGUCUAAAGAAGAUAAUUACAAGCGGACUCGAGAAUAUAUUCGAAGCCUGAAGAUGGUCCCCAGUAUUCCCUACCUAGGGAUCUAUCUUCUGGAUUUAAUCUACAUUGAUUCUGCAUACCCUGCCUCAGGCAGCAUCAUGGAAAAUGAACAACGAUCCAAUCAGAUGAACAAUAUUCUCCGAAUAAUUGCUGAUUUACAAGUUUCCUGCAGCUAUGAUCACCUCACAACCCUGCCCCACGUGCAGAAGUACCUGAAGUCUGUUCGCUACAUCGAAGAGCUGCAGAAGUUUGUGGAAGAUGACAACUACAAGCUGUCGCUCAGGAUUGAACCGGGAAGCAGCUCUCCGAGACUCGUCUCCUCCAAGGAGGACCUCGCAGGCCCCUCCACUGGCACCAGUUCAGCGAGGUUCGGCCGGCGGCCCACCUGUCCUGACGCAUCUGUGGCUGGCAGCCUCCCGACACCCCCAGUCCCACGGCACAGAAAGAGCCACAGCCUGGGCAACAAUAUGAUGUGUCAGUUGAGUGUAGUUGAGAGUAAAAGUGCGACAUUCCCAUCGGAGAAAGCGAGGCACCUGCUGGACGACAGUGUCCUAGAGCCCCGCAGCCCCCGCAGGGGCCUCUCCCUCACCUCCUCCUCUGCGGUCACCAAUGGACUCUCCCUAGGCAGUAGUGAGAGCUCAGAGUUUAGUGAAGAGAUGUCUUCAGGGCUGGAAAGCAGGGGACGCCUCUAUGCCACGCUGGGGCCCAACUGGCGGGUUCCAGUCCGGAAUUCUCCCAGGACCCGGAGCUGCGUCUACAGCCCUACCGGCCCGUGCAUCUGCGCCCUGGGGAGCUCAGCAGCAGUGCCCACCAUGGAGGGGCCCCUGAGAAGGAAGACCUUGCUGAAGGAGGGCCGGAAGCCGGCGCUGUCCUCGUGGACCAGGUACUGGGUCACACUCUCGGGGUCCACCCUCCUGUACUACGGAGCCAAGUCCCUGCGGGGCACAGACCGAAAACACUAUAAAUCCACACCUGGCAAAAAGGUCUCUGUGGUGGGCUGGAUGGUGCAGCUGCCCGACGACCCGGAGCACCCGGACAUCUUCCAGCUGAAUAACCCCGACAAAGGCAAUGUUUACAAGUUCCAGGCUGGCUCCCGCUUCCACGCGAUCCUGUGGCACAAGCACUUGGACGAUGCGUGUAAAAGCAACAGGCCUCAGGAAUUGGCUGAAUCCUCCCAACAUUCCUGGGAGGUACCUGCAAACCUUAUGUCAUUUGAAUAAGUCUCUGCAAGACUUGGCGUGACUUCAAAGGCUUCUGGGAGCCCGGCCCGGGACUGGGGGUGAAGCGCAGGUCCCGGGCACAGGCUGUUGGCCAGGGUGCUGGGAGACUCACAGCUGGACUCCAGGGGACGUGGCCGGCGGCCUCGCCUUCCAGAGUGCUCUGCUGGCCUGGGCUCUACCUGGGUGCCGAUCCCCAGAGACCCUGCCCACACACCCGUUCUGCAGCGCCCCCUUCUGGGCUGUGGUUGGACCCCAGGCUGUACACCCCGCCCUCCCUCUCUGGGCCCCCGACCUUCCACCAGCUGCUGCUGCUUCUACUGGAGAGCGUCGGCCCAGCCAGGUCCUGAGUGCUUUCUCCUGCACAAAAGAGUGGACCGUGUGAACCUGCAUGAGGGGCCAGGGAGAAGGGACAGGCCGCGGAACUGGCUUUUUACACCCCAAGUGCGCGGGGUCACUCGCCCACGGGGCCGCCUCACAUUUUGUACACCCCCGAAGCGUCCUCUGCGUGUGCGUGCCGUGGAUGUGUGCGUGAGAGCCGGCGAGUGUGACCUCUUCGAGAAACAUGCAUUUUGGCACAAGACUUGUGACAUCACACACUUCAUCGGCUUGGAGUCCCCGCUUCAGCCUUCAGUGAUUGCCUCGGCCCCCGAGGAAGCUCAGAGCGGAGCCCGGACCCUUCUGGGCUGAGGGUCCCCUGCAUUCUUUCACUGUAAACAAACAAUGCCUUAAAUUGUGUCUCGUUUUCUGUUCCUAUGGGUGCUAUUCAUCUGGAAGGCCUGCUCCCCGGGCCCCCGGCUCCCUUCCGAGCCUUGUUGCAGUGGCUCUUCCGAGACAGGACCCGGCUUCAGGACUGGACUGGGCCGCUGGCCCGCGGCUUCCUCCGGCCGCCUCUCCAUCUCCCCGCCAUGGCAGAAUGGGAAGUCGUGCCCCUUCCUUCCCGCUUCCUCGGAAGCAGCUGGGAGGCACAGGCACACGUGACGGCCACACAGAAGCUUCUUUGCACCACCUCUCCCCGCAGGGCCAGGCUUUCGCUCCAUCAUCUCACCCCUUUGCCUCCACUGCCAGGGCAGGGCCCACUGGGAUUCCUGAUGAUGCUAGGGAGCUGAGUGACCCUGAGGCCUUAAGCUCCCCCAGUCUUGCCCCCAAACGCAGUCACCAGCAAGUUCUCCAUCAUCCGGGUCCAAGGGCACAAUUGUUGAUGACCGUGGUGAUGAGAGAGCAAAGGCCUGGGAAGUGGACAGCCCAAGCUCCACGUUCAGUGAAGAGCUCUUCACACAAGACAGAUGAAGGGCCUUUAUCUGUCAUUCUUUGUCCUAUUUUAAGUGACUUUUAUUUUGCACAAAUACAUUUUUAUUCAAAUUAAUGAAUAAAAAUUAGCUUUAUGGUAGCUUUAUCACCAUAGCUUUUCUCCCUCCCGCCCUCUCAUCUGGGCGUCCUAGUUCUGAAAAGAAAACCCUUAAAUGGUUUUCCAAAAGACACUGAAUUUCUGGGUCCUUACUGGGAUCAUUGUUUCAGAGCUCACUUGAUCAGAUCUCAAACUCCCCUUAAAAAUUUCUGGGCAAGAUGUCCAACCAACAUCUUAACCAGUCAACUGUAACAGGUCAAUUCAUGAAUGACCAAAGGCCCCAUCACUGUUUUUUUGAUCAAACGGUGACCGACUUUCUGAAAAUUGAAUGAAUUGUGAGGAUCUAGUUGUCAUACGGCCUUGUUUGGGGGUUGGGCCUCACUGGGCUCAGUAACUAACUACUUUGGAGUAAAGGCUAGAAUACUUCGGUGCCAAGAGAAACUCCAGAUGCAAAAGUCAAUGCUGUCAGACCUUGGCCCUAGAUGCUGAGCACGCCAGCUGCCCCCGGGGCUGGGACGCCUGCGCCUGACCCACACUGAGGACUCAGCUCUUAGCGUCUCGAGGCCGAGUGAGCCCAGCACACUGCAGCACCUUCCUGCUUUAACCGGCAUGGAAUCUAUCCACUCGCUUUUCAAGAGUCAAUUUGAAUGAAAAUGUGAAACUGGAGCAUCAGUGACUUAUUUCCCUUGGGUUUCCCUCUCUUCAAGCUGGCCUGGUUUUGCUCACGUCAAGUAUUUCAGAUGCCAACCCCCGAACCUCAGAGUGGCAGGCUCUGGACUCUCAGCUUGUUUUCUUCCCUUUACAAGAUGCCCCUUACCUUUCACAAAUAUUUUCCUCUGAGCCUAAUUUUGAAAUAGCACAACCACAAUUCUUUGCAAAGUGUUUAGUCUGCUCACUAAUUGACACUAAUUGAGGGGAUCCCACAUCCCCUCCAGGAAGCAUUCUUAACUUGGACUCUUGAGGAAUCUCUUUAGACUUUGUUGGCAAAGCCUCAUGGUAGUGGUAAGAACAUGGAACAUACCAGAAGGGUCCUGGAGAUGAGCCGAAGGACAGCCACCUCCACAGCGUGGGAGUCAAGGGCUGCUGACCUCCCCAGCACGUUGGUGUGUCCUGCAGGCUGCAGGGGAGGGGCAGUGGGGAACAGGUAUAGCCCCCCGAGGGGGGAAGCCUGUGGCUGGAUUCUCACCCUGGAGGAAAGCGUUUCUGGUUCACGCUCCUUGAUUGUCCACAGACCGCAAGUGUUCAUGAAAUCUGGAGGUGACACAUCUUGCAUGCAUAUGCUGUAUCUUUUUUUUUAAGCAAACAGAUCAUGGCACCCCAAAAUGAAAAUUCUAGAGUGUUGUCUGCAAACCAUGGAGUAGGCAGCCGGUCUCUCUCUGGUUCCCCAAAACUGCCCACUACUCCCUGGAAAUAAUUUUUGCCUCUCUAAGUUGGACAUGUUUUGUGACUCAAAGUCAACCGGUGCAUCCUGACAACUGAAAUCCUUCGUGGAGGACUGAUUUGGUGCCAAGCAAGAAAUACUGUUCUGAGUGUCCCCAGUGACAGCGCAUGGCCUCCCUUCCCUCCUGGAGGAAGCCCAUUCAUCGCCACUGUGGCACCUAAAGAAGAAGAUACUUGAAGGGUUUCCGCUUAGGAAAGAACCCACUCUCCCUUGCCAACUGAAUUUAGAAAGCAUUUUUUCUUCUUACCAAGAUGGCCAGUGUUUCUUUCAUUAUCUCCCUCCCACCUCCUGGGCCCAAUAAGUGUAUCUAUUAGGGUGCUGAUUUACAGGUGGAAAAUGGUCCGUGCAAGCGGGGAGCCAUUAGCAAGCAGGGUCUGCUUUCACUCACAAGGGGAGCUCAGAGCCCUGCACUCACAUUACUGACGCUUGUAACCAGGUGACCGUUGCUCAAAACACAACCUUCUUUUUUUGUGAGUUCCUAAAUGACUUUAAUCAGCCCCACAUCUUCCUGACAUAAUGGGUGAUUUCAUGUUUAAAAAAGAAAAACAACUACAGGCGUCCCUUUGAAACAACAGUCCUCUACAUACAUCCACCCACGCACACAUUCAUAAACACCUCUCUUGAGUGUUUCCUAAGUGCCAGGCUGUGCCCGGGACGUAAAUGACCAAGAACAAGACAGACCUGAUCCCUGCCCUUGUAGAGCUGGCCACUCAACAAGCAGAUCCUCUCGCCACGCCAUCUCUAGCACUGGGUAGUACCCUGUGCAGAUUCCUCCAGAAAGGCUUCAAAAGACUCAACAGACUGCACAGCCUCGAUCUGUGAGUUCAGCUUUGGUGACAACUAGAUGGAGUGACAGUCCCAGUGGCUGGAUGUCACAGGACAACCAGGCAGCGCCAAGGCCAGGCACACUGAGGACACCAAGGUGGAAAGAGGAAGGAGGGCCGAAUGUUCACAGUAUUUACCUCCGAGAUUUCUUUGGUUUUAAUUUCAGUGUUAAACACAAGAACAGCAUGAGUGCGAGCUGCAUUUCCUUGGGUGUCGAAACUUGGACCGUGAACCAGCUGGCAGCUCUGUGCUGCACAAGCACCUGUAUUCGGGGCCACCCCAACCCCUGCUCUCUGCAGCAACAUGAUGGAUCAUCUGUCCAUUCUAUAACCAUUCAUCUCUUUAUCCACUUCUGAACAACUGUGGCCAUUCAGUAACGAAACAAUAGUAAUUAAUUUAUUAGUGUGGUGUAAUCUUUAAUCAAUUUCGUGCCAAAAUGCAUGGUUUUCCACUUAGCAUUCAGAAUGUUGCAUAGAGAGUAGUUUUCAAUUUCUUAUGUAUUCUCCAAAGUAAGUUGGAAAUCAGUUUCUACGUUUUAAUCUGUUUCUUGUUGAAUCUGUUGCACUCUCCUGGGCUGUCUUUUUUUUUUUUUUUUUUUUCUUUUCCCAGCCGACCCCUGCAUGCAGUUGUGUAAGGACUCUCUCUAAUUCUUGUGGAUUGUCUCACCUGCAAUAACCACUGAACAUCAGCCCUCCAUGGGAUUAUUUAGAUUUUUUUGGUGAAGUAUUUUGUUACCUCAGUCUUGUAUCAAGUUGCUGUAUUUUUCAGCUUGUUACACUGAUAAUUGUUUCACUAAUUAAAUACUUUAAUGUACAAACAUCUUUGUUUACUUUGAAAUUAAAUGUGUUU
This is a messenger RNA of Talpa occidentalis (Iberian mole), 6398 nucleotides long. RefSeq names its product Ral GEF with PH domain and SH3 binding motif 1 (gene RALGPS1). NCBI's taxonomy places the organism in Eukaryota, Metazoa, Chordata, Mammalia, Eulipotyphla, Talpidae. Gene Ontology annotation, biological process: Ras protein signal transduction; positive regulation of GTPase activity. Gene Ontology annotation, cellular component: plasma membrane. Gene Ontology annotation, molecular function: guanyl-nucleotide exchange factor activity. The record is from RefSeq and is a predicted model, not a curated record. The coding region runs from base 148 to 1938 and encodes 596 amino acids. The transcript is spliced from 21 exons.